UAAUUCCCUAAUUCAGCAAAUCCGAGAAAAUGGACCGCUACGAUCUCGAAAUGGAGAAAGCUCGAUUGCUUAACUUGGCUCUCAAUUUGGGUUUCGAUGAGGAAUUGGCCAGCGACUGCUUGAAUCGUCUGGUUGAUCUCUACGGUGAAGAUGGCCAGGAUUUUAUCACCGUGGAGCUUUGUGGUGAUGAGUUCCUUUCACGGCUAGCUGAAGCCGUUCAAGACACUGAAGAGUGGGAUGAUUUACAAGCAAUGGAGACUGAAGCUUGCGGAGCAUUAAAUGACAUGUUUGGUAAUGGUAAUGAAGUGGGUGAUGAGGAGAAUGCUAGUGCCGAAACCAGCAUGGCAGAAGAGUCAGUCGAACAUCAAAAGUACCCAAAUUUGUUGGUACUAGAUUCUAGUGACAGUGAAGAUUUUGAAUUAAAAACUCCGUUGAGAAGAAAAGUUGGAUCCUUGUCCUCAUCAUGUCCUGUUUGGAGCACUGCUGCCUGGCCCCAGAAUAUGGAAAAGACUUCUUCUAGACCAAGAGAUUGUGAAAGCACCAUUAGUCGAGACACAGUUUCAUCAAUUUCUAGUAAUAAGCAGUGUGCUCGAACAUUAGAGGAUGAAUUUAAGACUCUUACUUAUGAAGAACUACAGUUGCUGGAUGAUGCUGAGCUGGCCAAUGUUGUGAUAUUUGGUAAUAGGACCUUUCGACCAUUGCAGCAUCAGGCUUGUAAAGCAGCCAUGGCGAAGAAAGAUUGUUUUAUCCUAAUGCCUACUGGAGGGGGUAAAAGCUUGUGUUACCAGCUUCCUGCAACCCUGAAACCAGGUGUGACAAUAGUCGUAUCUCCACUACUUUCUCUUAUUCAGGAUCAGAUAGUUACUCUGAACUUAAAGUUUGGUAUACCAGCAACUUUUUUGAAUUCUCAGCAAACUGCUUCCCAAGCAGCAGCUGUCCUUAAAGAGCUGAGGAAGGAUAAGCCAUCAUGCAAGCUUCUGUAUGUGACUCCUGAGAGAAUUGCUGGAAGCUCAUGUUUUCUUGGGGUUCUAGAAUGCUUGCAUUUGAAGGGGAUGCUAGCAGGAUUUGUUGUUGAUGAAGCACACUGCGUAAGCCAAUGGGGACAUGAUUUUCGUCCGGAUUACAAGGGAUUAGGAUGUCUUAAGCAGAAAUUUCGAGAUGUUCCAGUGAUGGCUUUGACUGCUACUGCAACCCAUACAGUUCGGGAGGACAUACUAAAGAUUUUGAAAAUUUCCCAUGCUCUUGUCCUUGAAAGAAGCUUUGACAGGCCCAAUUUGAAAUAUGAAGUCAUUGGUAAAGCCAAGGAACCACUAAAGCAGCUUGGGCAGCUAUUGAUGAGCCGUUUUCAAGACCAGUGUGGAAUCAUAUACUGCCUUUCCAAAAGUGAAUCAGUUGAGGUUUCAAACUAUCUGAAUGAUAAAUUUAAGAUUAAGACAGCACAUUACCAUGCUGGGAUGGCAGCUCGCCAAAGAGUUGCUGUGCAAAAGAAAUGGUACUCAGGAGAGAUCCAAAUUGUAUGUGCUACAAUUGCUUUUGGGAUGGGAAUAGACAAGCCAGAUGUUCGUUUUGUUAUACACAACAGCCUAUCCAAAUCAAUUGAAAGUUACUAUCAAGAAUCUGGAAGGGCUGGCAGAGAUGAUCAUCCUUCAGCGUGCAUUGUCCUGUACCAGAAGAAGGAUUUUAGUCGGGUUGUAUGUUUGCUGCGAAAUGGACAAGGGUGUAAAAGUCAAAGAUUCAAGGCAGCUAUGGCUCAAGCUCAGAAAAUGCAAGAGUAUUGUGAAUUAAAGGCUCAGUGUCGAAGACAAAUGUUGCUCAAUCACUUUGGAGAGUCUUUCAAUGAAAGCGCCUGCAAAAAUGGAUCCAAUCCUUGUGAUAACUGUCUCAAAAGUUCUAGAAAACGAAGAAGUAACACAACUGUCUAAAGAGUAAAGACUACCCCUGGAUGUGUUUUGUCACGCUGAUUUCAACUUCUUUGUCAUCAGGCAUUAGCUUGCUAAUUUGGUCCAUGAUGACUUGCAUAUGAUCAUUAUGAUGUAAGUAAAGAAUA
Argentina anserina (silverweed cinquefoil) is the source of this 2047-nucleotide messenger RNA. Its product is annotated as ATP-dependent DNA helicase Q-like 1. The record is from RefSeq and is a predicted model, not a curated record. Gene Ontology annotation, biological process: double-strand break repair via homologous recombination. The transcript has 10 exons. Lineage: Eukaryota; Viridiplantae; Streptophyta; Magnoliopsida; Rosales; Rosaceae. Gene Ontology annotation, cellular component: chromosome; nucleus; cytoplasm. Bases 30 to 1922 code for a protein of 630 amino acids. Gene Ontology annotation, molecular function: 3'-5' DNA helicase activity; four-way junction helicase activity; nucleic acid binding.